UGCAAAUAUACUUUUUAGAUCGGUGAAGUUUAUCUUCUGCAUUCAUCCAUCUGAAAAUGUUACUUGAACAGUGAUUAUAUUUAUUUAUGAAAAUUUGUCUGCUCUAGGUUGCGAUUAACAUCUGUUUUGGUGGGUCAAGAUUCUUAGUUAACUACUUUGAUCAUGUCUUGUACACUUUCUUCUGGUCUCCUGAGGUUCCUUAUUGUCCAAAUCUGCAGAAAUCUAAGGUUGGAGCCUGAUUAUCCAAAAUGUUUAACUGUUCUUUUAAAGGCAUAAUAUAUAUUGCGAAACCAAUGAUGUAUGGGUAUUGGAUUGAAAUUCUUCUUGCUGCAUGCAUGAAACAUAGAUUUUUUUGGUACUUCUUUUGGAUACUUUGGUAAUGCCCCAAUUAUGAUUCCAAUCUGCUUUAACCCCUUUGUAUUGCUAUUAAAUUACUGGGGAUUCCAACCAAUCAGCCACUAGUGGGUACCCUAGUUGUUUAACUGUUGCUGAUUACUUGUGAUCCUUAAGAGAAACAACUUUCCCUUUAAGAUUUUGUCAAUCAAUUUAGUCUCCAAAUACUCUCAAUAACCUGAAGCAAAGUUUAAAAUCAGUUUUCUCUGAAGUUCUUCUUGAAUUUCUCUUAUGUCCAAUGUAAUUUGCGUGAUUAAGUUCAAUUAUCCAUCUUCAUAUAUUUGCUAUUUGGCUGUCAUGUACAGGUGGUUCGGUGUACAACUCAAUCCUCAAUUCAUGGGCAUUGACCUCAAAUUUUUCUUUGUUAGAGCUGGAAUGAUGGGUUGGUUGCUCAUUAAUCUCUCUGUCCUCGCUAAAUCUGUUCAAGAGUCCGACUUAACACAGUCAAUGAUCCUAUACCAGAUAUUUUGUGCGAUAUACAUUUUUGACUACUUUUUCCAUGAGGAGUUCAUGACCUCAACAUGGGAUAUAAUUGCAGAAAGACUGGGGUUUAUGCUGGUUUUUGGAGAUCUAGUUUGGAUUCCAUUUACUUUCAGUAUCCAGGCUUGGUGGUUGUUGGGUAACAAAGUGGAGCUGACAACAGCUGCAGUUGUUGCAAAUUGCUUUGUCUUCCUGAUUGGUUAUCUUGUGUUUAGAGGAGCCAACAAACAGAAGCAUGUUUUCAAAAAGGAUCCCAAAGCACCUAUCUGGGGUAAGCCACCGAAAGUUAUUGGGGGAAAGUUGCUUGCUUCGGGUUAUUGGGGCAUUGCUAGACACAGUAACUACCUCGGGGAUCUGUUGGUGGCCCUAUCAUUGAGCUUACCUUGUGGUAUAAGUUCUCCGGUGCCGUACUUCUACCCUAUAUAUCUUUUCAUUCUGCUAAUAUGGAGAGAAAGAAGAGAUGAAGCUCGUUGUGCCGAGAAGUAUAGAGAAGUUUGGAAAGAGUAUUGCAAACUUGUCCCUUGGAGGAUAUUCCCGUAUAUUUAUUAGCUCAACUCAAACCAACAGCUCAAUGUUUGGAUUAGGGGGGUAGGAAAGGCGUUCUUGAUCUUUAAACAUAUGUUUCAAUAGAGGAUUAGCACUUCAUGGAGCAUUGCGUUUAUGGUAGAAAAUAACUGUUGUUGUACAUUAUUGUGCUGUACAAAUUGAUUCCGAAACUACUGAAUGAUAGAUUUUCCAUCAGUUUCUUUUGGUACCAAAAUCGUGCUUUAAACUGAUGGAUCAAAUGUCUGUUUCGGCCUUUUGGAAGUUGGGAUUUUGUCAAGGAGGACAGCAUUAUGCAAUUCAGGUUUUUUUUUUCUUGUUUUUUUUUUAAACUUCUAAAAAUGUUGAUACA
This is a messenger RNA of Oldenlandia corymbosa var. corymbosa, 1768 nucleotides long. Lineage: Eukaryota; Viridiplantae; Streptophyta; Magnoliopsida; Gentianales; Rubiaceae. The record is from the annotation of a GenBank genome assembly.